GUUGCACCUGCUGCGGAGGAAGCAUCUCCUCUCCGUUUCCGCAUUAAGAGUCUUCACGUCCAACCGGUUAAACAUGGAGCUUAGCUUUUUGCCUCGCUCUCUUUGGGCCAACGACAGCAAACUUCUACAACACCAUGUUACGGAUCUUUUCACAAGUGUACACGUUACAAGGGACCUACCAGCCGGAGAGUCGUUUGGACCUUGCGUUCUCCAGAACACCUUUUACGACACCAUUGCCUUCAUCGCUCUGAAGUCCUGUGACAAGAGAAACAAAUCAUAUGUUUUCCGGGUAGACGCGGAGGCAAUGAAGAGCUCGCCACUGGUAUUGUCCUGGCUAAGGUUGGUGCAAGCGGCAAGCAACAAGGAGGAACAGAAUAUGGAGGCAUAUCUGAGGAGCGGCCAGUUGUAUUUUCGGUCCACACGCAACAUACAGAAGGAGGAAGAACUGCUUGUGUGGUAUGACGAAGAGCUCUCUCAUCUUCUGGGAUUCAACGACAUAAAAAUAAGAACACUUUCAAACGGAUUCAGAUGUAUGAAAUGUAAUCAAGCCUUCAAGAACGAGUAUCCCUAUCUCGCACAUUGCCGUUUUCUUUGCGCGCAAGUGAAGAACGACUUACACUGCCCAGAGAGCUACGAGCAAAAAACAAUGGAAGUUAAGCGACAACGCCGAGUAACGGAUUUCCACAAUAUUGCCAGAGAUCUGGAGCAGAGAAAACCCAGUUCCAACGAAGAGGCCACCAAUUUAUCGCCGCGAAAACGGAGGCACGACGAAACCUGCAGUCCAAGGGUCAAAAAAACCGUUCUACUGGAGAAAACCAACAUCUCGAACGAUACGAACAUAACUCACGCAAGCAGGGAAGGCCAAACUGUCCCUGAGCUAGCGGCCUCGGUUAUGAAGCGCAACGCGGACAAAUAUCUUUUUAAGAAAAACCUUCCGGAAUGUAAACAGAGUGCGUUCACUGAGGUUAGGAGAGCAAAGGAGAGGCUAAAACAAGAGAAGGCAACCGAGACAGCUGAUGAAAGGGGAAUUAACCCAACCGGACAGAGCGGCGUCGACGCAGGCACCGGUUUACAGUCAACUGGCAGUGCGUUCUCAUUCGUCUUGCCGAAGGGUGCCCAAGAUGAGCAAAAGAGCGCUUUUUGUAAACCUAGUAAAAGCACCGUAAACGACUCCUCUGCGCUCCCAUCCCAUACAUUAAACAGUGCCCCUGAGCGCCCGGAGGACAUGACUGAUGCGAUUACUUCUAAGACUAUUCUGGGAUACAGCAGUCUGUUGGGAUCCCAUUUAUUAAACGGUGAUUUGUCGAGCGCGCAGGCCACAGCGACAUCGGUCGCUACGAUCAAUUCUUUCCCUUACGCUUCAGAGCACUGGCACAGACACAUUGGAGUACAGUUACAGACAACCUCCUCUCUGACCCUCCUUCCUCCGACGUUUACCUCUUUCGGGGUUUCAGUGCAGAACUGGUGCGCCAAAUGCAACCUGUCGUUUCGGAUGACUUCAGAUUUGGUGUUCCACAUGCGGUCGCACCACAAGAAGGAAUUUGCCGCGGAGUCACAGGUGAGGAGGAGAAGAGAAGAGAAACUCACUUGUCCAAUAUGUCACGAGUAUUUCCGAGAACGCCAUCACCUUUCACGCCACAUGACCUCUCACAAUUAGGCCGAUAACUCAGAUGUAACUGUUGUGGUGAGGCUGGGAGAAUGUUGGCGAGUUAUGCUUUGCGCUGUAAAGUCUCCUUAAAAAUUCAACCGCACUCAGAUUUCGAACGGAUUAGGCGCGUGUGUAUGAAGGGAUAUUCAGUAUUGGUAUAUAUUACUUUAAGAAUAAACAAUGUUUCAUUUAUAUGUUGUGUGAAUUUUAUCUGUUUAAACAUUUGAGAACGUGUUUUCCUCACUAACAAUUACUUAAAUCAGGUAGGCAAUUGUAAUAAAUAAAUUAUAGGGACGUAGGCUACAGGAUACAAUUUAGCACUGCUGCGUCAAGUCAUAGCUUGUACAGGGAUUGUCCGUUAGAUGGCCCCACAUACACACAUUUAACGAUCUUAACACAUAC
This is a messenger RNA of Megalops cyprinoides (Indo-Pacific tarpon), 2050 nucleotides long. It is a transcript of the gene znf488, whose product is annotated as PR domain containing 8. Bases 74 to 1657 code for a protein of 527 amino acids. Gene Ontology annotation, biological process: regulation of DNA-templated transcription. The record is from RefSeq and is a predicted model, not a curated record. The transcript has 4 exons. NCBI's taxonomy places the organism in Eukaryota, Metazoa, Chordata, Actinopteri, Elopiformes, Megalopidae. Gene Ontology annotation, molecular function: protein binding. Gene Ontology annotation, cellular component: nucleus.